Messenger RNA from Biomphalaria glabrata, 1986 nucleotides. RefSeq names its product glutaredoxin domain-containing cysteine-rich protein CG31559-like. The record is from RefSeq and is a predicted model, not a curated record. The transcript is spliced from 7 exons. Lineage: Eukaryota; Metazoa; Mollusca; Gastropoda; Planorbidae. Gene Ontology annotation, biological process: sensory perception of sound. Bases 495 to 1856 code for a protein of 453 amino acids.
UUCCACUUGAUCAAUCUUUGUUGUGUCAGGGGGGAUCAGGUGUGGUGCCGGGACUACGCCCCACCAGUAACUUAUCUUUUCAUGACAUUUGUGUAGGUUUUAUUUUGCUAAAUGAUUUUGAAUCGAGCAGUCGGAUAUAUUGUUUUUGUUUUUCUAUUUCAUCUCAAUAAGGCGUGAACUUGUAUGAAUUAGUCAACUAUUUAGUCUUGUAUUCUCAUUGUUUAUUCUAGUGUUCAGUAUAUCUAGUCUAGUCUUUAUAGAUGUAGACUUGGGUCUCGAUCUAAUUAGAAGGAUUUAUAGGCCGGUCACGUGUUAAAUUGUGUACUGGAUAUAACAGUUUCCUGGCAAGAAGAACAAUAAAACUGGUGUCAGGAGAAAUUCUUGUUUUGUUAUCAGCUAUUAUAUGACACGAUGGAAUUGCGUAAUUGACUAUAAAAGUGUCUCACAUUGAAUAGUGUUGUGCUUUUUACAGCCAGUGUAUUUCAUUGACCUCAAUGAACCGGAACUCGUUCCAAUCUGACACACCAGUUCCAGAGAGAAUGAAAGAACGUCACCAGACGUCAGAUCGAAUAAGCCACACUGCUGUUGACGGCUAUUCCAGACCCAUGUCUGAGGACCUCUCACGCCACACUAGUCAGCACUACCUACCUGGGCAGAAAGGAGGCUAUACUACCUCUAUAGUGGUGGACGCCCCUGCCAAGCAGACCCCCGUGGUGACCGUUCGACAGAAUCAAGGCCACGUUCCAGCGGCUCACCCGACCCAUGUCAGGGAGAGUUCUAGCCAGCACAGGCAGUCCGGUGGCGUGGUUGGCAAGUUUCCGAGGUCAGUGUCGGAGCCUCAUGAUCAAGAGUCCAUGUAUCCAGCCGUUCUCCAAAAGCGGUACUCAAACAUUUCCGAAGGUAGGCCCCACAAACACCAUACCAUCUCGGUGAGCCACAAACAGCACAACGGCAUCUACAACGGCAUCCAGGAGCACCCCACCCACCCUCACAUUAGUCAUGCUCGUGAAGACCUCGCCGCCGCCUCUGUUAGAACACUCGAACCAACGCACUUUCGGAAUACUCACUCUAACGGAGAAGCACACACACAAAGCACCCUCCCAGAAGCCGCCCUUUCACCAACCAGCAGGCAAUUCACUACCCAGCCCUCUUUAAGCCUCGUUCCAUCGGCGCCGCCCCUGUUCGCUGGACGAAGGGACGUCAAGGACCCUUCCACUGUUAGUGAAAAACAAAUAGUGAGCGAUAAAGGCACUGUAAGAGGCUUCAAAAACAGGGUGAGGGCUGGAAUCGCCACUUUCUGGACUCAAGCUGAAGAUACGAUUGAAACUUGCUCAUACGGCGGUACCAGACCGGUUAGAAAUUAUCGCUUGCUGGAACAAGGGAAGAUAGUCGUCUACGCCACUAGCAUGUCAGUGGUAAGGGAGACAAGCGAGCGUUGCAAAAUUGUCCGUAGCCUAUUGCAGAACCAUAUGGUAAGGUACGAGGAGAGAGACUUGUAUAUGAGUCGAGACAUCCAGCAAGAAUUGAGGGAGAGGCUGGCCAAGGAUGGGAUCACUGACUUGCGCCUACCUCACGUCUUCGCCGAUGGAAUUCAUUUAGGGGGCUCAGAAGAGUUGGAGAGACUGAACGAAGCCGGCGAACUGAGACACAUUCUGGACGCUUACCAGAAAAUUGUGGUUCGAAUCAUGUGUGACAAGUGUGGAGGCUACAGAUUUGUGCCAUGUGACUUUUGCCACGGAAGUAAAAAAUCCUUGUUACGGAAUCACUUCACUGAAGAGUUCUGUGCCUUACGCUGUAUGCACUGUGAUGACAAUGGGCUCAGGAGAUGUGAUAUGUGCGUUGAUCAACAGGAGUAGUCUCCUUUAAGAUGUCCCCAGUCAUUUGUUAACUUAAAUAGCUUUUUAUGACCUCAAGAAAUUUUUUAUUUUUUUUCAACAAAAAGGGAAACAAAUAUUAAAUGUAUAUUUUUAGAUGUUAUAAUUAUUU